Molecule: messenger RNA, 2774 nt
Organism: Osmia bicornis bicornis
Lineage: Eukaryota; Metazoa; Arthropoda; Insecta; Hymenoptera; Megachilidae
Product: proclotting enzyme-like
Exons: 8
Coding region: 619-2400 (593 amino acids)
Biological process (GO): proteolysis
Molecular function (GO): serine-type endopeptidase activity
Source: RefSeq, a predicted model, not a curated record
AGAGGAUCUUGCGUGAUUGCGCGACAAUGACGAAUAAAUACAGUUGAGAUGUGAAAGAAACGGAUGGUAGGGAACACUUUCCCUCGGUUGAACGGUGUUAGGGACAGGGCGUCGCGUCGCGGCGGCUGGUAUAAAGGAAGAAAGGAGAAAAGAGCGAAAGAACGGCGAGAGUGAGGGAAGGAUUCCGGUGAGAACAAAGUGUGUCGAGGUCUUUUCACAGACAGUCAUCGUGACCGGGGUUUGCCCCGUGCAAUCACGAAUCUUGCACGGUUUCGACGGUUUUCUUCCUCCGGUUGAAUAUAUUUCAUCAAACUCCUCCCUCCUUUUACCGAUCUUUCUUCGUCUCCCUCCUUUCGAUCUCUCUGACCGAUUCCGUUCCCCUACUUAGCCUACACACUCUCUCUUUCUCUCUCCCUGUCACGACUCAAUAGACGAUGAACAAUUCGCCGGUAGUAUCGCGAAGACAACAAUUUUCUUGAAAUAGUUCAACGUCGCGUGUGUCGCGUAUAUCGUGAGUCCUCGUGUGCCCUCGUGUUAGGUGUACUGUCAGCUGGCGGUGACGAUAGAAACACUUGGAAUGUCGGUGAAAAGAAUCUAUUGAAUCGUUGCCUCGUCAGGAUGUGGUCGUCCACCGUUCUCAAAUUGUGCACGAUAUGGAGCACUUUGCUAACAAGUAGCUGGUCUUACACCGAGGAAGCCGCACGUUAUCAUCGAUAUUAUACCGUACGCGACACCUACGACGCGAUACCAUCGAACAGAUAUGGAAGCUACCAAGCGGUACAGGCGCUGUCACCGGUGCGGCGGGGAUGGAGCGACGCGGAAGCGUGGGACAACGACGCGUCGCGAAGAUUGGUCACAGGAAUUUUUCGGAGGGACACGCAAACGCGGCCUUACGUAAGGCUAGCGAAAGUGGAGCAAUCGGAAGUAUCGGCGGAUCCGUUGAUCGCGAUCAGCGAGACAUUGGGUGCUUUGAACACCGUCGGCAGUUAUAUCGUCAAUAUGACCAGAGGUGUCGAGAACUCCAAUUACCCACCGAAAGAACUGCCAUCAGCCCUGUAUACCAUCUCGAAAAACAUUCUAGGUCGCAACGUAACCGACAGUAUCGCACCGUUGGUUCGCGGAGUAACGCUGCCUCUGCGAGCAACACCGGUCACCCCUUCGGUCGAGAUCUCCGACAGGGAAAAGGAACCGUCCGGUUGCACCACGGCGGACGGUACCCCUGGAAAGUGUCAGGAUCUGAGUAAUUGCCCUCAGCUUUUGCUAGAUCUGACUAAACUCAGGCAAUCCCUCUGCUUCAAAAGUUUAUUCGUACCUGGUGUUUGUUGCCCGUUGAACGAUAAACCGGACAACGAUGGACCGAGCUCGAUAAUUAGCGUAUUUCCAACACCGGGAAUCGCACCAGGCACAAAUGUGCAUUCUCCACGACCACCGAUUCGCCCAACGAAACCGCAGACACCAAGACCGAUUCCACUGUUUCCCGUUGUCGUGCCUUCCACGACGAUCAACCCUUCCGGCGUAGCGACGGAAUUCGUUUCUCUGCCGUCCGUUGAUCCGUCUUUCAACGAAUCGAACAGUUUCGUUGAACCACCGAUCACCGCCACUAUCGACAACAAUUUUAUUCAAGACGACGAAGAGUGCGGGGUAAGAAACUCGGGUAAAUAUCGAGUAGUCGGCGGUGAGGAAGCUCUACCAGGACGUUGGCCUUGGAUGGCAGCGAUAUUUCUACACGGCUCGAAACGCACCGAGUUCUGGUGCGGUGGUUCUUUGAUCGGAUCGAGAUACAUUCUCACCGCUGCUCAUUGUACGCGCGAUCACCGUCAACGGCCAUUUGCCGCGAGACAGUUCACCGUGCGACUCGGGGAUAUAGAUCUCGAAAGGGACGAUGAACCGUCUGCCCCGGAAACCUAUAUGGUCAAGCAGAUUCACGCUCAUCCGAAAUUCUCACGGGUUGGAUUUUACAAUGAUAUCGCGGUUCUCGAGCUGACCAGACCGGUUAGAAAAUCUCCAUACGUAAUACCAAUUUGUCUGCCGCAAUCGCGUUAUCGAAGCGAACGAUUCGCUGGCGCCAGACCUACCGUAGUCGGAUGGGGUACCACUUACUAUGGUGGUAAAGAGAGUACGGUACAGCGACAAGCGGUACUUCCGGUCUGGAGGAACGAAGACUGCAACGCGGCUUAUUUUCAACCUAUCACGAGCAACUUUUUGUGUGCUGGUUAUAGUCAAGGUGGGAAAGACGCGUGUCAGGGUGAUUCAGGUGGACCAUUGAUGCUCAGGGCGGAUGGCCGAUGGAUUCAAAUCGGUAUCGUUUCGUUCGGCAAUAAAUGCGGCGAACCAGGAUAUCCAGGAGUAUACACACGUGUCACCGAAUAUAUCGAUUGGAUCAAGAAUAAUCUGAAUUAAUACUUAACUAGUCUAUCGAUCCAGCUCGAAAAUGAUGUCGGUCGCACCUGCUGUAUCGGCUGUAUAUACGUGUGCCAACAAUUAUUAUUUAUCUUUAGCAUUACGAUUGUAUGUACAGGAUGUUAUGUACUAUAUCAAUAAGCGUGGGACUCGCGUUAUCGCUAUAUAAGCGAUACCUCCCUAUUUCAUCUUGAUUCCAAAUGAUAGAUAAUUUUUUUGUUUUCCAUAUAUGAUAAACACUCUGUAUAUUUAUGUAUGUAUGUAUAUAUGUAUGUAUGCAUGUCUGUGAGUGACGCUGAGACGUUGUACGCAUGCUCGAAAACAAGCCAGAAAAAUGUUAUAUGUGUACUAUUGCAACGAUAGUACCACAGUAU